Molecule: messenger RNA, 1179 nt
Organism: Ochlerotatus camptorhynchus
Lineage: Eukaryota; Metazoa; Arthropoda; Insecta; Diptera; Culicidae
Exons: 1
Coding region: 1-1179 (392 amino acids)
Biological process (GO): regulation of DNA-templated transcription
Cellular component (GO): nucleus
Source: RefSeq, a predicted model, not a curated record
AUGACGAUGGACAUUAGACAGUCUCGGUUGAAUGUGAAAAUCAACGGACAUUGUGCUUCGAGUGCUUGCGACAGUGACGUGAGUGGAAUAGAAAUGGCUCAAACCAAGUUGGAUAAUUUCAGAACCGGGAAGAACUCCGGCAAACGUUCGUUCGAUGUGGCAUUCCUAAUGAUGCCCGACGAAAAGUUGAAAACUAAACAGGUGAAGAAAGUUCAUUCUCCGACGAUUGACGUGGAAAGUGAUUCAACGCAGUCUACCAGAUCGGAAGAUUUGUCAGUGAAAAAUGGAUUCAGUCCCAUUCGUCCCGUCGAGGAAAGGAAUUUUAAUUUUGAUUUGCUCAGUAGACCUCGACCGCAAGAGGGAAGUCCACAUUCGAUCCAGGAUCUGAGCAAUGAUCGGUUGGCAUACAUGCUGCCAAAUGUGAGAUUCUACGAAAAUUCAAGCCUGAUGGCAAUUCGUGAAAAAGCAGCUGGGAACUUCCUGGACUCGGAACUUCCUCGAAGUGCAUUUUCCAAAGUAACCAGCAUCACAGUAUCGGAUUCUCCCAUCCCGCCGCUAAGUCCGGAUCAGCACAGUUGUCCAUCAACGAGCCCACCCAUCUCCAUUAGCCCGGGCGCUCCAGCAAACUUCCGUUACGAUUACCCCUUCAUGAACGGAAGUCCUCAGACUCCCCCGGAUCUGACUCCACCCCCAGCGUCUAAAACGAAGCAAAUGAUGUACCGAGCACCUAUCCAACCGGAAUCGGAACUGCCCCAGGGAUACUUUCAAUCGCCGCCGUUUAUGCCAUUCGGCCCUGGAGCACCCCCAAAUUUGCUCCCCGAAAUGGACGGAAUGAUCCGGAAUCCUGCCGCAGCAUUCCUGUCCACGUUGCUGCCGUCGGCGAUGGGUGCAUUUUCCCUGUCUGCACAGAAUACCUGCGCGAAGUGCAACAUCAGCUUCCGGAUGACCAGUGAUCUGGUCUACCAUAUGCGAUCGCAUCACAAGAACGACCACCAGCAGGAUCCCCACCGGAGGAAACGGGAAGAGAAGCUCAAGUGUCCGGUGUGUAACGAGAGCUUCCGAGAGCGGCAUCACCUGACGAGGCACAUGACGGCCCACCAGGACAAGGCAAAGGACUUGCUGGACCCGAAGAAGAGGACCGCGGAACAGCGGGCGGCAUCGGCCGGCAGGUCAUCAUAA